This is a messenger RNA of Zychaea mexicana, 297 nucleotides long. Its product is annotated as Homeodomain-like protein. The record is from RefSeq and is a predicted model, not a curated record. The transcript has a single exon. Gene Ontology annotation, biological process: cell differentiation; regulation of transcription by RNA polymerase II. Gene Ontology annotation, molecular function: RNA polymerase II cis-regulatory region sequence-specific DNA binding. The annotation marks the transcript as partial. NCBI's taxonomy places the organism in Eukaryota, Fungi, Mucoromycota, Mucoromycetes, Mucorales, Lichtheimiaceae.
AGACCCUCUGUCUUGGACGUGAGCAAUUUGCUAUGCUCUGAAGAAGAAGAAGAAUACCAAUUCCCCGCUGCCACUACUACUACUACUACUACUACCACUACUACUACUACACCACUCAAGGCUAAACGCAAGCGAGCAACGCCAGCACAAUUACAGGUUUUGAACCGCGUAUUCAAUGAGACAUUCUUUCCAUCCACCGAGCACCGUAUUGAGUUGUGCAAACAACUUGGCAUGAGUCCGCGUACGGUGCAAAUCUGGUUCCAAAACAAGCGUCAAUCCAUCCGUACACGCGAUCGU